Molecule: messenger RNA, 1793 nt
Organism: Daldinia vernicosa
Lineage: Eukaryota; Fungi; Ascomycota; Sordariomycetes; Xylariales; Hypoxylaceae
Exons: 8
Coding region: 303-1688 (461 amino acids)
Molecular function (GO): oxidoreductase activity, acting on the CH-OH group of donors, NAD or NADP as acceptor; NAD binding
Source: RefSeq, a predicted model, not a curated record
UCUUAUUUUCUAUUACUUUAACAAAAGUCGACGAAAAAAAAAGUUGGGUCUCGUGGCAUAUUACGUGAAGCGAUAGGAUGCGAUAGGAUGCGCUAAGCCAUAAAUUGUGGUACAUAGGUUAGGUUAGGUAGGUAUCCUCGACGCUCUAACUUUUAACUAUAACCGUUUCUCAAAACUUUUCCCGAUUCUGAGUCAAACCGCACCUGCUUCUGGCUAUACUGGCUAUAAGUAACUAGCCAUUCUUCGUUAUUUCCUACCUAACGUUUGCAUUCUAUAUUCUCAAAUAAAACGAUUACAAAAUCAUGACGCAAGCACAGAACAUCUUCAAGGCUCCCGAGUCCGAACUGUCGGUCUCACCAUCAGCUGCCACAUUUCACUCCCCGCUAUCCAGCUUCGGCGGGGCAUUUCCCCAGCGAGCUCAGCCGAAGCAGCUUAAGCCCUUUAACACUCAAGAUAUUAAAAUCCUCUUGCUUGAGAAUGUCAAUCAGAGCGGUAGAGAUAUUUUGACUGGUCAGGGUUACCAAGUCGAAUUCCACAAGAGCUCAUUGCCUGAAGAUCAGCUCAUUGAGAAGAUCCGGGAUGUUCAUGUCGUUGGCAUUCGCUCAAAAACCAAGUUAAACGAGAAAGUCCUUCGCGAGGCCAAGAACCUCUUAGUUAUUGGCUGUUUCUGCAUCGGUACGAACCAGGUAGACUUGGAGUAUGCCGCUCACCAUGGCAUUGCCGUCUUCAAUUCGCCAUUUGCAAACUCUCGUAGUGUGGCCGAGCUCGUCAUUGCCGAGAUCAUCUCUCUAGCCCGCCAAUUGGGCGAUAGGUCCAAUGAGAUGCACAAGGGCACCUGGAACAAAGUGAGCAACAAGUGCUGGGAGAUUCGUGGCAAGACUCUUGGAAUCAUCGGAUAUGGACAUAUUGGCUCGCAGUUGUCCGUCCUUGCGGAAGCCAUGGGAAUGUCGGUUAUUUAUUACGACGUCGUGAACUUGAUGGCACUAGGCACGGCUAGACAGGUACCCAAACUAGAGGACCUCCUGAGGGAGGCCGACUUCAUAACUCUACACGUCCCAGAGCUACCCGAAACCAAGAACAUGAUCUCUGAAGCGCAACUCAAACAUAUGAAAGACGGCUCGUACCUCAUCAACGCAAGCCGUGGAACUGUGGUUGACAUCCCCGCCCUAAUCAACGCCAUGCGCAGUGGCAAGAUCGCAGGAGCCGCAUUAGAUGUUUACCCGAGCGAGCCGCGCGCAAACGGCGACUAUUUCAUUAACAACCUGAAUGGCUGGGAAGAAGAUCUUCGUAGCCUGAACAACAUCAUCCUCACCCCUCACAUUGGUGGCAGCACCGAAGAAGCCCAGAGAGCUAUUGGCGUAGAAGUCGGCGAUGCUUUAGUUCGAUAUAUCAACCUGGGCAUUACCUUGGGUAGCGUAAAUAUGCCCGAGGUCAAUAUGCGCUUGUUAACUUUGGAGGAGCCCAACCACGCACGAAUCAUCUACAUCCACAAGAACGUGCCUGGUGUCCUCCGUAAGGUGAACGAAAUUCUCGGAAACCACAAUGUCGAUAAGCAAAUUAGCGACAGCAAAGGAGAUCUUGCCUAUCUUAUGGCGGAUGUUAGUGACGUCCAAACGAGCGAUCUAAAAGAGAUUCAAGAUUCGCUUGAAGCACUAAGCUCCCGUGUCUUGACGCGCGUGCUGUAUUAGGUAACAGUUUGUGACGGGUAGCAGACGAAUUCGGAGAAUGCUAAUGAUGAGAAUGUAUUGAGCCAAACAAAUAAUUAUUGCAUGACGGGUAUGUAAAAUUCAACU